AUCUAUAUAUAAAACCCUCAACUAAUUGUUCAGACAAGUCAAAGUGAUCAUCCAUCCACUUUACUAAAAAGUUUAUUCCCGGUUGGAUUUACAAAAAAAAAUGGCUUGGUUUGUUUCCCAAGAUGUUGCGGCUGAGAAAGUUGACGCCAUGAGGAGGUUCGAGAGAACGAGAUACUUGUGGAAGUUUCUUCCAGUGGUUGAAGCUUUUGUCGUCGUGUUACUUCUCCUCUCUUGGUUGACGCCGUCUCUUUCCGUGGGUGAGUACCUCCAGCGGAUUCUUUCCGGUGGUUGGACCGGUUGUGCAUUCAUAUUCGUCAUUGUGAACGUUCUCAUCGCCCUUAUUUUCUCCUUAUCUAACCACCACCAAAAAGUAACCGAACCCGAUCUGUAUUUUCAAUCCGUUUCUUCCUCCAAAACCACCAAUACUCUCGGUGGUUUAUCCUCCGCAACCACCACCACUCCUCUCGGUGGUUAUUCUUCCUCCUCCGCCGUCGUCUCUAAACCGCCGGAGUCAGAAAACGAAGAAAAGACUUCAGGUGAAAAGUCAGGGACGGACUUGAGCUCCGUUACACUAACCGCCGAAGAGGCUCGACCGGUGAGGCGAGAGAUGGUCCGGGCGGUCAGUUCCGUGGCGGAGACAGCUCAUGUCAUAAGAAGGAAGAAUGAAAUGACUUUUCUGCCCCCAAUCGCUACUGAGAGUAGUAGUGAUCAUCAGGUUUACAGGAGGUCGAGAUCAGAGAGGCUUGAUGUGCGGGGAGAGUUUCGUAGGAGCAUGAGACGGUUGUGUGACAUGGAUGAUCUGAGUAGUGAUGAGUUUAGAUCGACGGUGGAGACAUUUAUAGCUGGGAAGAAGAAGAUGCUGUUGAAGGAAUGGAUGAAGCCGUGAAAUAUUACUAGGAACACGACUUCUA
Molecule: messenger RNA, 911 nt
Organism: Brassica oleracea var. oleracea
Lineage: Eukaryota; Viridiplantae; Streptophyta; Magnoliopsida; Brassicales; Brassicaceae
Exons: 1
Coding region: 101-886 (261 amino acids)
Source: RefSeq, a predicted model, not a curated record